Mucor velutinosus is the source of this 873-nucleotide messenger RNA. RefSeq names its product Sorting nexin mvp1. Lineage: Eukaryota; Fungi; Mucoromycota; Mucoromycetes; Mucorales; Mucoraceae. The transcript is spliced from 7 exons. The coding region runs from base 1 to 873 and encodes 290 amino acids. The record is from RefSeq and is a predicted model, not a curated record. Gene Ontology annotation, molecular function: mRNA binding. Gene Ontology annotation, cellular component: cytoplasm; nucleus.
AUGGCAUCAUCAAGAGUUUAUAUUGGUCGACUUGCUCGUGAUGCUACCAAGCGCGAUCUUGAGCGUUUGUUCAAGAACUAUGGUGACAUUCGUGAAAUCAAUGUAAAGACUGGCUUUGGCUUUGUUGAAUUCAGUGAUGAAAGAGAUGCCAAGGAUGUUGUCUAUGAUUUCCACGGCAAAAGUUUCCUUGGUGAACGUUUGAUUGUCGAAAUCGCUCGUGGUGCUCGUCGUAAUGAUGAAAGACGCAACAAUGGCAAUGACCGUCGUCGCUCUCAUUACAGAUUGAUCGUUGAGAACAUUGCUUCUGGAACAAACUGGCAGGAUCUCAAGGAUAUGAUGCGCAAAGCUGGUGAGGUUACUUUUGCUGACAUUUCUCGUGAUCGUCCUACCGAAGGUAUUGUUGAAUUUGCCGUUCGUGAUGAUAUGGAAUAUGCUUUGAAAAAGUUGAAUGAUCGUGAAUUGAACGGUCAGCGUGUUACUCUUCGCGAGGAUACUGGCCGUAAUGAUAGAAGCAGUGGUCGCUCUUCUGCUCGUCGCUCUCGUUCGCAAUCCAAGUCUCGCUCUCGCAGCCCUCCUCGCCGCCGCAGACGCUCUCCCUCUGAGUCUCGUAGCCGUAGUCCUCCUCGUCGUAGAAGACGUUCUCCCUCUCAAUCUCGCUCUCGCUCUGCCUCCAGAUCCAGAUCUCCUCCUCGCAAGAGAGAGAAGCGUGAUUCCUCUGAUCGUGAAGAUAGCCGUGACAGAAGAAGAAACAAGUCUGAAUCAAGAUCCAGAUCUCGUUCUCCUGCCAAGUCUGCUGGUUCCGCUCAGUCCCCUGCUAGAUCUCCUGCUCAAUCUCCCGCUCGUAGUGAGGGAAGUGCUCCUAGAGAAGAUUAA